Messenger RNA from Cladophialophora psammophila CBS 110553, 1188 nucleotides. RefSeq lists its product as uncharacterized. The transcript has a single exon. NCBI's taxonomy places the organism in Eukaryota, Fungi, Ascomycota, Eurotiomycetes, Chaetothyriales, Herpotrichiellaceae. Gene Ontology annotation, cellular component: mitochondrion. Gene Ontology annotation, biological process: pyrimidine nucleotide import into mitochondrion. The coding region runs from base 1 to 1188 and encodes 395 amino acids. Gene Ontology annotation, molecular function: pyrimidine nucleotide transmembrane transporter activity. The record is from RefSeq and is a predicted model, not a curated record.
AUGUCCUUCGACAGAGAUCCCGAACAGCCUCCUGCUAUCUUAUCCUCCCAAUCACUCCGGCCGUCCCAAUAUGCUACUCCGAUCGACCAGAGCAACUUCCCAUCGAAUAUGUCUACGUCUCCUUCGAGAGACUCCGUCGUCGCCCGAAUCCAGAUACAGUCGACACAAAUUCCGAAGGCGUGGGUAUCGCCCAUCUGCGGCGCCGGCGCCGGCUUCGCCUCCGGUAUCGUCACUUGCCCUCUCGAUGUGAUCAAGACGAAGCUUCAGGCCCAGGGCGGGUUCACGCAGAGGGUGCCGUCGAAAAAUCCAUAUGGCGCCAUACGACAACCGUACAAAGGUAUCAUUGGCACUGGCAGCGUCAUAUGGCGAGAAGAAGGUGUCCGUGGCAUGUACAGAGGCUUAGGUCCCAUGCUAUUGGGCUAUCUGCCAACAUGGGCCGUCUAUCUGACGGUGUAUGAGAAUACUCGAGAGUUCUGGUACGAUCGGUGCGGCAGCUGGUGGGUGGCACGCUGUUAUUCGUCCCUUACCGCCGGCGCCUGUUCCACGAUCUUGACAAACCCCAUUUGGGUCAUCAAAACUCGGUUGAUGUCCCAAUCCAACAAAUCCGCUACCGCCAGUGAUGGAAUGCGAGCUCCCUGGCAUUACACUUCAACACUUGACGCCGCUCGCAAAAUGUACCGCACCGAAGGGCUUCGGUCUUUCUACUCUGGUCUGACGCCCGCCCUGCUAGGUCUAACCCAUGUGGCAAUCCAAUUUCCUCUCUACGAAUUCUUCAAGAUGAAAUUCACUGGCUAUGGCAUGGGUGAACAUCCACCUGAAGACAGCACCUCAAACUGGCUCGGUAUCUCUGCCGCCACAUUUCUAAGCAAAAUCUGUGCAUCAACAGCCACCUAUCCUCAUGAAGUUUUGCGCACUCGUCUUCAAACACAACAACGCAGAUCGGCGCUCACAACAUCAGAUGGCAUGAAAGUACAGGCGCGCUACACGGGCGUCUGGCAUAUGUGUAAGGUCAUUCUCAAGGAGGAAGGCUGGCGUGCAUUUUAUGUGGGCAUCGGCACAAAUCUUAUCCGAGCGGUCCCGGCCGCCAUGACCACCAUGCUAACCUAUGAAUGGUUGCGUAAUAUCAUCACCCGAGCCCAGGAAAAGGGUGAGGAACUGAAGAAGCCGACUGAUGGAUAUCCCCUAUGA